Parnassius mnemosyne (clouded apollo) is the source of this 348-nucleotide messenger RNA. The record is from the annotation of a GenBank genome assembly. NCBI's taxonomy places the organism in Eukaryota, Metazoa, Arthropoda, Insecta, Lepidoptera, Papilionidae.
AUGAAGGUAAAUGCUCUGAAGAAAUACAGCACCUACAAAAAAGAAUUGACUAAAACAGGUGGUGGGGUAAGACCUGCAACUCCUUACGAUGGAGUAAUAAAAAUCAAAGAUUUGUUGAAUCCUGCAGAGGUGUUGAGGGAUCAUAAUAUAUAUGAUUCAGAUGGGAUUAACCAUGAUGACUAUAUAAACAACAUGAUAAGCCAUAGCAAAAUGUUGAAAGAGGAAGAACAAAGAGACGUUUGGAAAUGGCUGAAGAGGAAAAUGCAAUUAAAAUGGGAGAACGUGCAAUUAAAAUGGAAAUACAUAAAUAAUAACAAAAAUGUGCAAUACUCGAAAGAGAUAUUUUAG